This is a messenger RNA of Uloborus diversus, 2294 nucleotides long. RefSeq names its product CCR4-NOT transcription complex subunit 4-like. NCBI's taxonomy places the organism in Eukaryota, Metazoa, Arthropoda, Arachnida, Araneae, Uloboridae. Gene Ontology annotation, cellular component: CCR4-NOT complex. Gene Ontology annotation, molecular function: ubiquitin-protein transferase activity; RNA binding. The transcript has 18 exons. The record is from RefSeq and is a predicted model, not a curated record. Bases 76 to 2142 code for a protein of 688 amino acids. Gene Ontology annotation, biological process: protein ubiquitination.
UUGAAAAAGUUUCUCGAACGUGUUGAAAUACACGACUAGAGUGUUAUUUAAGACGUCAAAUUAUUUACCCUUUUUAUGUGUAAAUUUGUGAGGAAGGCAGGCAAGCGCGGUAGUUUUAAUCAUAGAAAAGUGCCAGAGAAAUUCAUUCACGCAAUGAGAGUUAAAAAUUCCAAAAAUUCUUCAGGGAGUCAAAAGAAAUCUGCUUUUACCGAGCAUGCUUCAGAGUGUCCUUUGUGUCUUGAUGCUUUAGAAUUGGAUGAUGCUAAUUUCUUCCCAUGCCCAUGUGGUUAUCAGAUCUGUCGUUUCUGCUGGCAUAGAAUAAGGACCAAUGAAAAUGGGCUUUGUCCUCAGUGUCGCAAACUGUAUUCUGAAGAUCCUGCAAACUUCAAGCCUCUUACACCUGAAGAAUUGCAAAAAUUGAAAACUCAGAAAAAGGCCAAAGAGUCUCAGAAAAAGCAAAAAAUUCUGGAAAGUCGAAAGCAGCUGGCAAAUGUGAGGAUUUUGCAGAAAAACCUAGUUUUUGUUGUUGGACUUCCUCAGGGUUUAGAUUCUGACGUCGAACGAAAACAGAAAAUAUUCCAACCGUUUGAGGGUGUGGGUCCAAUUUUAAAAAGUUCUUUGAAUGAUAAAACGUCUUAUGCUGGAGCACAGGGUCCUAGUGCUUGUGCUUACAUUGUUUAUCAAAAAAGUGAAGAUGCAGUCAAAGCUAUCAAACAGUAUUCUAAUUUUAAAAUUGAAGGUCGAACACUAAAAGUUUCUCUUGGUACUACAAAGUAUUGCUGCAAUUUCCUUAAAAAUAUGCCUUGUCAUAAUAAAGAAUGCAUGUAUUUACAUGAAUUAGCUAAUGAUGAUGCAUGUUUUACUAAAGAAGAAAUACAUGCUGGGAAACACUUAGAAUAUGAAGCAAAAUUAAUGGAAAAGAUUUUGCCUAGCUCAUCCAAUUCUAAGUCUAAUUCAACUCGGCAGGAGUCUAAAAAGCCUGAAAAUCAAGAUAUUGGCUCUUCUUGUUCGUCUUUAGAAACUUCAGAUGGAAGUGAAUCCAAUGAUUGUAGAUUAUCACCAUCAAUUUCUCCGAAAGCUACUGAAAAAACAAGAAGCUCUAAACCAUCAACACCUAAACUUGAAGAAAAUUCUUCACCUGGUGCAAUAUCAUUCCUUUCUUGUAGCAGCCAAGGUAGCUCUCCUGAAGAUUCAAAGUUUAACGAAAGCAAUGAAGAAGUCUUUUGUACAAACCCUUUAAUUUCAAGAACUGUUGUAUUUCCCGGGCAACCUUCAUCCCCUGUGCAUUCAAAAAACUUUUCCAACGGUCCCGUCAGCCCAACUCCCACGAAUAGCACUUUACAUUUCUCACCUCAAGCAGUAUCCCCCUUCAGCAUUCCUCCACAAAAACCCAUUCCCUGGCAAUCUCCUGUCAGUUCCAGUCGACCAAUAAUGAGGGGAGCCCGAUCAAGAGGAUUACCAGAGCUUCACGCAUUGUCUUCAAAUGAAGUAGCACAAAAAAUUGCAUUAGAUCCUACUGCAAAUGAUGAAUCUCCAUUAUCGGAUGAACUAGGUUUUGAUCCUUGUGAGGUUGCAUUAUCUGGUCUCCGUGACUUAGUGAAGAAGAAAGUACAUGUAAGCGAACAAGAAAGGCUAACUCGAUUACUCCUGAAAAGUAUUUUACCUCCCUCAGGCGAUGUUCACCUUAGACAAAGAAAUGGUUUGCAUCAAGAAUCUAGAAAAAAAGAACAAUUGUCAAAUUUUAUUCCAUUGAUGAAUGGUCUUUCCCCUGUAUAUUCCAACCCGAAACCUCCGGUCUGUGAUAUGAAUAAUCACACGUUUCCCACUUCCAUGCCCCCCACAUUUCAAAAUCAGUUGGCUGGAGCUUUCUCUGUUCCACGUCUCCCAAUAAGAAAUAACACGUUUCUUCCACCUGUACAGUGGCAGCAACAACCUACUCCCUUACCCACACAACCUAGACCGGAGUACAUCUCUCCGCAAAGUUCUAAUUUCUCUCAACCCGGUUUCAUGCCAUUUGAACAACGAAAUUCUGCACUAUCGCCUGCUGAGCUUCAAACUCGAAUGCGUAUGCAGAGAAUGCAAGAUUUGUUUCGCAGCUCUCCUCAUCAAGUUCCAUCAAAACCAAAUUUCUCUUUGUUUUAAAGAUGUUCUAAGUGUUUUCUUCUGUUCAAGUAUUUACCUGUAUUAAUUAAAUUGUAUAUUUUACUUAUUACUUAUGAACAAUGGCAUUUUUUUCAAAUUAAAAAUUUGUGAUAUUGAUAGAAACUUUUGUUAAAUAAAAAAUAUUUUGUGCA